Messenger RNA from Nasonia vitripennis (jewel wasp), 1267 nucleotides. RefSeq names its product TATA-box-binding protein 2 (gene Trf). Gene Ontology annotation, biological process: DNA-templated transcription initiation. Gene Ontology annotation, molecular function: RNA polymerase II general transcription initiation factor activity; DNA binding. The transcript has 6 exons. NCBI's taxonomy places the organism in Eukaryota, Metazoa, Arthropoda, Insecta, Hymenoptera, Pteromalidae. Bases 409 to 1125 code for a protein of 238 amino acids. The record is from RefSeq and is a predicted model, not a curated record.
AAUGAUGAUUAUAUGGCGAAACAACAGUUUAGCAAUGUCAAAGUGCGAAAUUAAAGCGAACAUCAACGUCGAUUAAAUACUUAAUUCUACUCUCAAGUCCAUAUAUUACAGUAUCCAGUAUAUUCUUCGCCAGUAUGUGCAGUAUUGAGGUUAGGAUGUUUCAAAAAGGCAUUUGUUAUUCAAAUCGUCGAGUGAAAGGCAAAACUUAAAGUACAACAACCAAGCCAAAGAAGAUGGGUUUUGGAAAACACGACGGCUUCUCGAGUCUCGACAUGCUAAGGUUUCAACAUGGCGGUUCUUACCGCCAUAUGGUCCGUGUCGCCGUGUCGUAGCGUAGGUGACAUAUAGGUGUCGUGUUCUCGAGUGCAGCAAUUUGAUUAUUAAACAAAUGUUAUCCUGACCCGAGUCAUGGCAACACAGAGCGACCACGAGCUGAAGAGGCUCCUCUCGAGCCCAGUGAGAAAUGCCUCGGAGGAGGGCUCCAUGGCCCCGCCGGCCACGCCGAAUGUGCCGAGACCGAGUACCUCCCAGGCGAAUCCACAGGCGUCGAUGACGCCUAUGGUUCCGGCAAGCGGCGGCAAGGAACUCGUCGAUCCUAUGUUACAAAACGUUGUGUCAACCGUGAGUCUGGGCUGUGAAUUGAAUUUAACGUAUAUCAACACAAGGACAAGGAACUCUGAGUACAAUCCGGCAAGAUUCACUGGCCUCAUAAUGAGAAUUCGAAAUCCUAGAGUGACAGCUCUGAUUUUUCGAUCGGGAAAGCUGGUUUGCACAGGAGCCAGGUGCGAAGAGGACUCCUUCUUGGCUGCCAAAAAGUUUGCCAGGAUUAUACAGAAAAUUGGUUUUCCUGUAAAGUUUAGGGAUUUCAAAAUACAGAAUAUCGUUGCAACAGCUGACUUGAAGUUUCCUAUCAAGCUGGAAAACCUUAGUCACAAGCAUGGACAAUUUUCUAGCUAUGAACCUGAGUUGUACCCAGGUUUGAUAUACAGAAUGGUUUUACCACGCGUGGUAUUGCUUAUUUUUGUAAAUGGAAAAAUUGUCUUGACUGGUGCGAAAAACCGACAAGAACUGAAAGACGCAUUGCAUAAUAUAUAUCCCAUUUUAAAGAGUUUUAGAAAACAGUAGUGUUCUAAGCAUUGUUAUGGAGUUACUACCUGCAAAGGGGUAGCUAUGCAUGAAUAUGAUGUAAUCACCUAUUUAUAUGCAUUUUGUACAUAAAACAUUGUGUAAGUAAGUAAAUAAAUAAUUUUGUUACGUGAUUGAAAAA